Molecule: messenger RNA, 5959 nt
Organism: Bacillus rossius redtenbacheri
Lineage: Eukaryota; Metazoa; Arthropoda; Insecta; Phasmatodea; Bacillidae
Gene: Orc3
Product: origin recognition complex subunit 3
Exons: 13
Coding region: 160-3000 (946 amino acids)
Biological process (GO): DNA replication; DNA replication initiation
Cellular component (GO): nuclear pre-replicative complex; DNA replication preinitiation complex; nuclear origin of replication recognition complex
Molecular function (GO): DNA replication origin binding
Source: RefSeq, a predicted model, not a curated record
UAAAUUUGUACUAAAACUCAAAAUUUGAUAAAUAAGUAUCUCACGAUUAAACUUUUUUUUUUGUUCAUAAUCACGCAUAAUCUUCUGUAGCAAAUUUGACAAUGUUCAUCAUUCCGUAAAUAAUUUUUUUCUUUAUGUGAUUUUUGCUUCAUUGUAAUUAUGGAUUCUACUUUGUCUGUUUCUAAGGGCUGCUUCGUGUUGAAGCCGGAGCGUGCCGCGAAGCACAGGCAGCCUGGUCACCAGCAGCAGGCGUGGCACCGGGCCUUCAGGGCGUGCUGGCGGCUGGUGGAGGACAAGACACAGGCCAUACACAACACUGCGUUCUCGGAGGUGCUGGGUCACGUGGUGGGCUACCUGAAGCACUGUCGCUCGGACCCCGUGCUGGCGGACGUGGUCCCGGCCGUGGCGCUCCUCACAGGUGUGAGCGUGCCGGACCACGCCGCGCUCUUCGCGGCCGUGUGCACGGAGCUGCGCGAGCAGGUCACCCCGCACGUCGCCAGCCUGCGCGGCGACGACUGCCGCUCGCUCAAGGCCGCGCUGGAGCGCCUCGUGUCGCAGUUCAUCAGUGGCGGUCAGGAUCUGGACGAUACUAUAACGGAGCUCAAGGUCAAGAAGAGUAAGUGCACCUUUGCUGUUUUGUCAGCGUGGUACAAGUCUGAGUCAGUCAAACUGGCAGAGAGCGAUGCCUUAUCCACACAAGUGUCUCCCUUUCGACCAGGAUCCAUCAAAGAUGGACAUUUGCUGGGAAACACUCCGAUCUCGCGUUCCUCCGGAUUCAUGAGCGGUACAGCUGGUUCAGUAACUAUUGCUGGCAAGCAAGAGGUUGUGACUGACGAACAUUUAAUGGGAAAGUUAACCUCACAGUCGCCUUUGAACAGUGCAAAGAAGCUCACGAGUCCCUUCAAACUAUUAUACUCACCCACCAGAUCACCCAGGAAGCUAAUGAUCGCAAAGAAGCUUCUGUUGCAAUCUCCGGAAUCCAGUAAAACCAACACAAGUUCUCACUUAAAGUCAUCCAGUUGUUCAUCACGUUCAAAAAUGUCAAAGAAAUCAAAGGUGUAUAGUCCUUGCAAGUAUGAAAGAGUGGCUCCACCGUCAAAAUCUCAGUUCAAAGUUCAGACUUUGAGCACUAGUUUGUGCAGAGUAAAAACUGAUCUGUUUGAGGCAUUUGGUGGUGCGGACUGCUCGGGCAGUGAUGAUUCUCCAUCGGAGCGCGGGGCGAAGUCGCAGAAGAGCCCUGCCAGGUCGCCCGGAAGACCGCCGUGCACCGAGAGAGGUUCGCCCAGGGGAUUCGGGAGGGAUGUUUUGUCGGAGUACGAUAUUCGUGAGAGUGUCGUCGUGCUGACUCCCUUGAAAGGAGACCUGACGCCCUCGCCGCGGAGCAGAGGCGAUGAGGGGCGCGGGCGGAGGCGACGCUCGUGCAAGCGGCCGGCGCCGGCCGGCCGGCCCGAGUCCCCGGACGCCAAGCGGAGGAGGAGCGUGCACGCUGCCCCGAGCCGGGCCAGGGCGCUCGGCAGGAAGCCUCCGCUCGUGGUCGUGGUGCCCGACUUCGAGAGCUUCUCUCCCGCCGUGCUGCAGGACCUGAUCCUGAUAGCGAGCGGCCAUGUGCAGGAGCUGCCCCUGGUGUUCGUGUUCGGGGUGGCGACCACAGUGGCCGCGGUGCACCGCAGCCUGCCCCAGCACGUGUCCUCCCGGGUCUGCCUGCGGGUGUUCCAGUCGCGCCCCUCCCUGGGCCUGCUCGACCAGGUGGUGGACCAGGUCGUCUUGUGCAGCGAGUGCCCUUUCAUGUUGGGCGGCCAGACCUUCCAACUACUCUCCGACCUCUUCCUGUGCUACGACUUCUCUGUGCAAGCGUUCGUCCAGCGCCUCAAGUUCUGCAUGCUGGAGCACUUCCAGCGGGGCGGCGCGGAGCUGUGCUGCCCCCCGGGCCAGCUGCGCGAGGCCGUGGCGGCGCUGCGCCACGAGGACCUGGACUGCCUGCGCGGCCUGGGCUCAUUCCGCCGCCACGUGGAGUCGCGCCCUCACCCCGAGCAGGCGCCGCUGCUCACGGACGACCGCCUCUUCAGGAGGGAGCUGGAGAGACUACUGCGCAGACUGCACAAGCACGUGCGUCUGUUCCACAACGCGCUGCGCUGUCUGCACGCCCUGACUGCCGCCUUGCCCAGAGCUCCACUCGGCAAGAACCUGCGCGAGCUGUACGCCGUGGCGGUGUGCUCGCCCGUGGCGGAGACGGCGCAGUACGCCGAGUGCCGGCGCAUGCUGCAGCUGCAGUCGCGGGAGGAGCUGGAGGCGCGGCUGGUGGCCGCUAGCACGGCGCUGGCGGGGCGGGAGCUGGGGGAGCUGGCGGAGCGCCUGGAUCGCUGGGUGGAGCAGCUGCAGGCGCUGGGGGACGCCCCGGCCCGGAGCCCCCCCGCGACCCCCGCGAGCCCCCUCAAGAGCCCGGCCCGGCACCACGCCCGCUCCCGGCUCAGGCAGCGAAUCUGGGAGAUGGCGAGGAAGGAGCGGCCGCCCUCGGCCUACGAGCGGCUGCGGGGGCAGGUGCUGGAGGGCCUGAUGGGGGAGGCUCUGCCCCCGCUCCUGGCGCCCCCCUCGUCGCUGCCGCUCCACGAGGUGCUGCUGUUCGACGAGCCGUCUGUGAGGCGGCACCUGGCGCCGGCCCCCCGGGCGGCGCUCCACUCGGCGCUGGGCGACCCCCGGCGCUACCUGCUGUGCGAGUGCUGCCGCCUGCCGGAGCCCUCGGCCAUCUUGCAGACCAUGCCAGACGUCUGCAUCGCGUACAAGCUGCACCUAGAGUCGGGCAGGUUGGUCAACCUGUACGACUGGCUGCAGGCGUUUGUCGCCGUCGUCAGCCCGGGCGACGGGGAAGAGUCGCGCGAGGUGGAUCCCCGCCUGCAAGCUCGCUUCACGCAAGCUGUGUCCGAGCUGCAGUUCCUGGGGUUCGUCAAGGCGUCCAAGAAGAAGACGGACCACGUCAUCCGGACAACCUGGGGCGCCUGCUGAGUCCUCGCCCCGUCUCGCGGGGUGUGACUACCGUGUGCUGCCACUAUUGAACAGUCCUUUUACUGCACCAGCGAUUAUCAGUUCUCGGUUUUACCAGUUCUAGGCCUUAAGAAACAAAUAUAACUUUGGGGCUUCUGAAUAAUCAGAAGGUUGAAGUUGUAAAAAAAAAUUUUUUCAACUUCCCCCCCCCCCCCCCCCCCUCCCCUCCCCCAAGAAAUUGUUUUUGUUGCUAGGUUGCUUAUGUUAGUAAAAUUUAAAUUUUUUUUUUUACAUUUGAGAAAUACUUUCUUUUUUUUUUAAACAGGAAAGACACAACCCUUGCUAUAAAGUAAAUUCUUAAUCUCAACAAGAGCAAUUUAAUAGAUUGUUAUAUAUCUGAUCCAUAUGGCCUUCACAUUGGGACAUUGAGAAAUUACAAGUGAGUAUGAACAGGCUGUAGAAGAUUCAAUAUAAGAUUUAUAGUUCCUAGAAAUGUGAAACUUGUAUAAAUUACUUCUUAUUUUACCUUUUAGGUUGCAAAAAAUACGUAGUUACCGUAGUUACCUGCUUAUGGGUCGCAUGUGUUAUGCCGAUUUUUAGUGUAACAAAAUAUUCUGCAAUUCAUAUGCAAACAUUUUUUUGGGGUUAAAAAAAAUAAUAUUGUACUGUGUUGUUGAGUAUUGCAUUGCAUAUAUAAUUAACCUAAGUUGGUUUUUAACUUUUUAUUAAGUAUAAAUUGUUAAUCAAAACAUCUCGGCAGUUGCACGACGCUCCAUGAACAGCGCAGUUAUUGUAGCUGUGCCGUGGCUGUCAGACACCGGCAAGUGACUCGUCUGUUUGAAAUUUAGGGGAAUUUCCACCCCUCUUUCCCAGGGGCACAGUCGACCCCGGAGCAAAUUUCCACCAUGUCCCGACCUCAUGGAUAAAAAAAAAAGCCUGGUUAUUACACACGGCUCAAAAUUAGUGUUUUUUUGGCCUUCUGACCUCCGCCCGCCCUUAACAUUACGGUCUCCAAAAUAUUGUAUUGUCAGAGGUUAUUUAUAUCUAUGCAAACAUUUCAACACAUUCAGAUGUUGAAAAGUGGGAAAGUGGGUAAAAAUUGAAUGGAAAGAUUUUAUUACAUAGUUCAGUCAUUCAUACAUGCAGGUCAAGCUAAUAAAUGUGUGGUAAAAACCUGUCAAGAUAAACACGUGAAUAUUUUCUAAGGACAAUACAGCCAGCAAUGAGAGUGGUUUGGGGUGGUGGCCCCAUCAAUGUCUACAUGGCCACAUGCACUUUCACCCCCCCCCUUCCCCCCCCCCAUGUCACUUACUGACAACCACCGGCGGACGUAGCAUAACGGCACAGUUUAAUGUACUUCACACGCACUGCUGAGAUAUUUUAAAUAAGCAAUUUAUACUUACUCAUGGCGUUGUAUUUCUUAAAAACCAACACAAGGUACUACAGUAAGUCCUCUAUUUACGUUGUACCGAUUUACGUCGUUUCGGAUUAACGUCGCUAAUGUUUGAGUACUCAUGUUUCAAUUUAAGUUGUUGCCGAUUCACAAUAACGUCGUUUACAAUGACCGUAAAUCUUUAUUUUAACCAAAACACCGUAUAUAAUUCGUUUAUAAUUCUUUGUUUCCUUCAGUAGUUAAUUUAUGCUAUGUAGCGUAAGCUACACGUUCACCGCCUUAUCUUAUCAUACAUCAUGAUGGACGCUUCCUGCUCUCCGCGCGGUGAUGCAAUACUACCAGCCUGCCCGCUCGGCCACCCACGUAUCUUGCACGUAGAAGUGUUAUCUACUUCCCGCAACGACACAGCAUUUUCUCCUACCCCUUUUCUUCUAACUCCUUGGCACUUCAGUAGAGGUGUAAAAGUAACUAAAAAAAGUGUACCCGUAUGUACUCGUUACUUUCGUAUCAUUACUCGUUACUUCUGAUACCGCAUAACAUGCUAUGUAAUGUAACAGCAACGAAUCGAGUCGUAUUUCGUACGCGUACAGUAUGACGUCGCGUAAAUAAUAAUAAAUCGAAUAUAAACAAUUAAAAGUUUUUGAUAAUUAACAGCUUUUGUUAACCAAGAAACAAUAAAAUCUCAUUAGAGCAGCUUUAUUAUAAUAUCUCUUUUAAGAUAAGAACAAAAAACGUGAAAAUACGCGAUAAUAAAAAACAAAAACAUACAUAUUUAUAAUUUGUAAAAAAUACUUUCUUACGUUGUUUCUGUUCCAAUCUCAAACUUUGUCUACACACACAAUACCUUUAAUAAACAGUAAAAAACUUGGACGACGAAUUUCCAAAUUAUACUUUUCUUAAUAAACAAACAUCGUUCUUUGUAACGAAUAAGCGCGCGCAUGCGUAAAACAUACGAAAAAUGCGAGUAACGAAAUGCAUUCGUGUGCAACGUUUCGUUACUCGUUACUAGAUGCCGCACCCGUUACUCAGUAACGAAUACAUACGGUUUGCUACAGCUCUACACUUCAGUCGCUAUGAUAUCAUUGAGUUGGCCGGAGUUUUAAACGUGCCGUUGUUAACUUUAUCGUGAUUAAAUGCGUUUGUAGUAGGCCUACAGUAUCAGCUCACUGCAAUUUAUGAUUUUUUCUUCAUAAGAUGUUUUCCAAACGACUAUAUGUCUGUUUUUAUAUUUCAAUCAAUAAAGGUAAUAAAGCAGCUGGUUAAAUAACCAUUCUAUAAAGCUGAGAAGUACGAGUUGGACUUGUUUCCCACGCUGUCGGUUGUAAUUUGCUGAUAAAAUUGCCCGUUGUCACGUCUGUAUGCCAGCGCUUCCGGCCGACCUUGGGCCGUGGUCGGCCGGUGGCAUGAAACAUGGCUCAUUUUGCGUCGUUUCUAUUUACGUCGCAGUUUUCAGGAACGUAACCCCGACGUAAACCGAGGACCUACUGUAGUUACUUAUAUGCACAUAUUUAACCACAUAUUUGUAAAUUUAAUUCAAAAUAAACUUUUAUUCUAUUUUAGUGAAAAAUUGGGGUACCAGGCACAAGA